Messenger RNA from Argentina anserina (silverweed cinquefoil), 2531 nucleotides. Its product is annotated as protein ESMERALDA 1. The transcript has 10 exons. Bases 218 to 1924 code for a protein of 568 amino acids. The record is from RefSeq and is a predicted model, not a curated record. Lineage: Eukaryota; Viridiplantae; Streptophyta; Magnoliopsida; Rosales; Rosaceae.
AAUUCUUCCUCCUUUCUUCGUGGUUGUUUUUCUGCGUCACCAUUUUGUCCUCUCAAUUUCCUUCUCCUUCUUCUCCAAAAACCCAAAUCACAUGAAACACGAAAACUCGAAAAAAGCGGGACUCACAUGACGUAGCACCGAGAGAGAGAGAUUUUAGAGAGAGAAACAGGAGAGAGAGAAGCUCAAGCUCUCUCUAAUUCGCUGAGCACAAAUCCCGAUGCACCCACCAUACAACCGGCUACCGAGUAGCGGACACAACAGCCCGUCGCCGCCGCAUUCGCCGCUCCGCUCUCCCCGCUACCGCCAAAACCGGUCGAAAGCGUCGGGCCGGUUCAACCACCCGCCGGGUCGGACCCUAAUCCAGCGCAUCGCCUGGCACCUCCUCUCCGUCCUCAUCCGCCGCCAGGGCUUCUUCCUCUUCGCUCCUCUCCUCUACAUCUCCGGCAUGCUCCUCUACAUGGGCUCCGGCUCCUUCCCCGACGACCGCCUCCCCAUCAUCCCCCGCCAUUUCGCUCCCGGCUCCCGCUACCGCAGCCCCCAGCUCUACUUCAAGCUCCGCCCCGAAAUGGACGCCGAUAACUCCUCCGCCGAUGCCAUUUCGACUGUCUGGAAGCAUUCGUACAGUUCGUAUAAGGGUGUGGAGUGGAGACCGUGUGUGAACACUUCCGGAGGAGUUUUACCUGAGGCAAAUGGCUAUAUAUAUGUUGAGGCAAAUGGUGGUCUAAAUCAGCAAAGGACUUCUAUAUGCAAUGCUGUUGCUGUUGCAGGAUAUCUCAAUGCAACACUUUUAAUUCCCAAUUUUCAUUUUCAUAGCAUCUGGAGAGAUCCAAGUAAAUUUGGUGACAUAUAUGAUGAAGAAUAUUUCGUCAGCUCGUUGGAAAAUGAUGUCCGAGUCGUCAACAGAAUUCCGGAGUACUUGAUGGAACGAUUCGAUCGCAAUAUGACCAACGUUUACAACUUCAGAAUUAAAGCAUGGUCACCAAUUUCAUAUUAUAAGGAUGCGGUUCUCCCAAGGCUACUUGAGGAAAAGGUUAUACGGAUUUCUCCUUUUGCCAAUAGGUUGUCGUUUGAUUCUCCUCCAGCUGUGCAACGACUUAGAUGCUUGGCUAAUUAUAAAGCUCUAAGGUUCUCAAGUCCCAUAUUGACGUUGGGAGAAACUUUAGUUGCAAGAAUGAAAGAACGCAGUGCAAAUUAUGGUGGCAAAUAUAUUUCUGUGCAUCUUCGGUUUGAAGAGGACAUGGUUGCCUUUUCUUGUUGUGAAUUUGAUGGUGGAGCACAAGAAAAGGUGGACAUGACGGAAGCAAGGGAAAGGGGUUGGAAAGGGAAAUUUAACAAACCUGGGAGGGUGAUACGUCCUGGAGCAAACAGAAUCAAUGGAAAAUGUCCCCUCACUCCUUUGGAGGUUGGCUUGAUGCUUAGGGGAAUGGGAUUUGAUAAGAACUCAUAUAUCUACUUGGCAUCUGGAAAGAUAUACGAUGCUGAGAGAACAAUGGCUCCAUUACUGGAAAUGUUUCCGAAUUUGAUAACUAAAGAGAUGAUUUCUACAGAUGAGGAGCUUGCUCCGUACAAGAAUUAUUCUUCCAGGAUGGCUGCAAUAGAUUACACUGUUUGUCUUCACAGUGAGGUAUUUGUAACAACUCAAGGAGGAAACUUUCCCCAUUUUCUGAUGGGACACAGAAGAUACUUGUAUGGUGGACACUCCAAGACUAUUAGGCCUGACAAGCGGAAGUUAGCAUUACUAUUUGAUAAUCCAAAAAUCGGAUGGAAGGCUUUCAAGCGUCAAUUGCUUAGUAUGCGGUCUCAUAGCGAUUCAAAGGGGUUUGAGCUUAAGAGGCCAAAUGACUCUAUAUAUACCUUUCCAUGCCCGGAUUGCAUGUGCCGAACAAACAAGUCAGAGGAUUCAAAACCGUCAUUAGCUACGUGAUUUGGCAUGAUGUUGGGUGGGUGUAACCUGCACCUGUUAUUUUGUGAGCACACCUUGCUGGUGACCCCUCUUUUUUGUGUGGGUAUUCUUUCAUUUUUUCCCCCUCUCGGCUAUACGUGGAGAGGGCAUACACUCAAGUUUUGAGAACUACAAGGAAUUUGUUGGGGUCUGAAAUAUAUUCUUAAUUUCCCGGGGAUUGGACCGGAGGAGUUUGCAUAUCUUGUAUAUGUGCCUGAAGAGAACAUAGCGGCAACAGUGACAACAAGCCUUCCAUCAUAGCAGUUCUCGGGUGUUGACUGAGUGUUUUGUAUUUGCAGCUGCUAUAUUUAAGAAGCUGUGAAAAUGACAAUCACUUUCCUUAACACCCUGGUUUUUGUAAUGUUUGUAGACUAGUUAGAGCUUGACUGGCAUGGGCAAAUAGGUUCAGGUUGAUUUUGUGUACAUUUCUCUACAAUCAGGGUAUUCUUUCUCUUCUUUGGGGUUUUGAUGAUGUAACUUUUCUUCCGCUUAGAGGUUAGUCAGGUUACUCUUACAGGCGUUAUCAGUUAUCACAUCAAUGGGUACAUACAUGAAUUUUUUGUGAAUGAAACCUUUCUGGAUUGCAUUG